Molecule: messenger RNA, 2457 nt
Organism: Chelmon rostratus (copperband butterflyfish)
Lineage: Eukaryota; Metazoa; Chordata; Actinopteri; Chaetodontiformes; Chaetodontidae
Gene: hmga1a
Product: high mobility group AT-hook 1a
Exons: 5
Coding region: 102-404 (100 amino acids)
Biological process (GO): regulation of DNA-templated transcription
Cellular component (GO): nucleus; chromatin
Molecular function (GO): DNA binding; transcription coregulator activity
Source: RefSeq, a predicted model, not a curated record
UAACCGGGUACAACCAGCCAGGCUUAAAGGGAACAUUUCGUCUUGAAUUCGGAGCGGCGGUUAUAACGGAGCGAGCCGAGGUGUGAAAAAGCUACGCAAACAUGAGCGACAAGGGGACAGUCUCACCGAAGGAGAAGGAGGCGACAGAGAAGAGGGGGCGUGGAAGACCCCGCAAGCAGCCCCAGGUAAAGACCACUGACGAGCCAAGUGGGUCCCCGACUCCAAAGAGGCCCAGAGGACGGCCGAAGGGCAGCAAAAACAAGACAACCGGCAAGGGCAAAAAGGCAUCAGCAGCCCCGUCUGAAGGGGGGAAACGCAGGGGAAGACCUAAGAAGGAGGAGAAGGAAGAAAAGGCGUCCCAGGAAUCAUCUGAGGAGGAGGAGGAGGAAGAAGAGGACCAGUAAUUCACAACGCAUGCUACCUCACUCAACAUACUGACUUACUGUUAACCAGAACUGGGCUGUAUCUCCAACACCAGUGCCACCACAUGACCACUGUUCACGACAAAGCCCUCUUCGCCUGAAGGAGGGUUAAACACAGUACAAAUAUCAUGCAACAGCACUGGAUAGAACGAUGGACCUUGCUCAAGCAUAGAUCUAAGAAUUACAUGAAAGGUAACAGCCCUUUUCUCUACAUGUCAUGUUAUCACAAGUCUUUUAUACUGGACAAAGGUGUGCUCAAAGGAGCCUGGACGUUUCCAUUUUUUCCCCCCGAAAGAUGGUUUGUAGGACAUUCUCUCUGCUUAAUGUUACUUAUUUGUUGUACCCGCAUCUGAGAUGGUAGGGCAUAUAGAUUUAUCCAUGUUUUGUACUGGACAAAGGUGAAUUUUACCUAUACUUGCUGUUUGUUUUCUUUCUUUUUUUGUUGUUUGUGUGAAGUGGUUAACCUAUCCUUUGCAUCGUAUUAUAGAUGGAGUUGAGCUUCAGCUUUUAGGAUGAAUUUAGGUGACUGAUGGUAGAAGUGUUUUUUCCAUUUCUAACCUGCAUAACUGAUUUUGCCCCUCCCCCCCUCCUCCUGCUCACCAGUAAAGCAGAAUCACCUUUACAACCCCUCCCCCCUUCUGUAGGAAAGUUCAGAUUUACUUAUGCUUCUCAAACUUCCUUCGCGGUCCUCAGCGUGUAGAGGGGAGAUGUAAAGUAUAUCGUUAGUAAUCAGAAUAGUCUGAUCAGACUUACUGUUUUGUUCCUUCGGGUUACAUACGUUUAAAAAAAACAUGAGUGUGCUGCUUUUCAUGUUAUAAUAAAACUCAAAUCUUUUUGGUAUAAUGUGUGUUUUUAAGGAUAGCGUCGGCAGAGUUCAAGGCUGAGAGCAUCAGUGUCGUUUCUUCAGGGAGCUUUUACAAAUGCUGUUACAUUGGCGUCUUUGUCUUCACAUGGUCCUCAGUUUCCAAGCGCUCACUCAAUCACUCGCAAAGGCAAAUUGCAAUUCGUCAAACAAGGAGUUUGAUUGUAAUAGAGGAUAGCUGGUGGCACUACUAUCCAACAGGGCUGUACGUUUUUUUUUUUUUUUUCUUUCAUUCCAUCUAGCUCUCAACUGCUUCACCUCGCUUGGGCUUUCUGUCAUCACAUAGUACAGUAAUAUACUUUCUUAGUCUUUUUGAAGAUGUGUGUUGUAUGCUGUCUGCUACAGGAAAAAAGAUGUUUGUAUUUCUAAGUGUCAGGGAACCCGCGGUCACAGUCCACUUAACUGGGUUUUUCCACACACCUAAGCUGCUACAACCUCAGUUACGAAACCCGGAAAACUGCAAACAGGCGAUACAAGGCCUGGGAUUUCAUACCUCACUCAACAGCUUACUUUACCAUAUAAUUGCAUUUAACUGGUUUUCUGUUGUUUUAAAUGUAACCUCUGGCAUGAGUUGGAAAGAUGUCGUUAUUACAAAGUUAUGUGUUUUGUUUUGUUUUUUGUUUUAACCUGGCUGUAAUGAGGUAUCUAAGAUAUCAAGUUUGUGAUUGUGCGUGUGCAUACGCAGCACAUCGUGGCUCAUUCAUAACCGGAGCUUGCAGACAGGUUGUAUUAAAUGUGUGAAGCAAGUCAGGGAGACCUGUCAGCUUGACGACUGUGUUCGCUGACUGUGGUAGAUUAGCAGGUGUGUUUUUAUCCGUUGAAAAAUAAUUCUUCUGGUGCACUGAAAUAUUGGUUCAGAUUUUCAUGGACAAAUGUUUGUGUGUUUGUGAUAGACUGGCCGCUCUUUCCACUUAACUGUUCUGUUGGCCACAGUGUGUUUGGCACUACCACACACAGCCCACCCUCGCCAUACUCAUACAACGGUCAAUUCAUGUCUUUUUCAACAUCCUCCAACUACUCUUGACAAUAUCAGUGUCAUUUUACAUACUGACAUCUUGCAUCUGUUCAUUUAUAUACUGUAAACUCAACAGGAUGGGAUCAUUUUUAAUGUACACCAUAUAUAAAUGUACAAUGUCUAUAUUUUCUAUGGUGCCCUACAAUUUGUAUCAGAAA